This is a messenger RNA of Knipowitschia caucasica, 306 nucleotides long. The record is from the annotation of a GenBank genome assembly. NCBI's taxonomy places the organism in Eukaryota, Metazoa, Chordata, Actinopteri, Gobiiformes, Gobiidae.
AUGUGGGUAGGUGUAGGUGAGGUUGGGUGGGGUGGGGGGUGUGUGGGUGUUGGGUUGGGUAAGGGUUUUGUGGGUUAUGUUUGGGAGUGUUAUGUUUUGGUGGGAGGGGGGUGGGGUUGUGGUAGGGGGUGGGGGGGUGGUUGGGGGUGGUGGGGGUGGUUGGUGUGGGUUGUGGAGGGGUUGUGUGCGGGGGGCGUGGUCGGUUUGUGUGGGUGCGGUUUGGGGGUGAUGGGUGGGGGGGGGUUGGGGUGGGUGUGGGGUGAUUGGGGGUUGGUUUGUGGGGUGGUUGGUGGGGGGUUUUGUUAG